AUGCGCCAUCGUCUAAUUCCACCGUAUCAUCGAUUAGUACUGAAACUAUUCCAUCAGUUAUUGCUGCUAAUAAUUCAACAAUAUGUUCAUACGAUGAUAGCGUUCAAAUCAUUUCUGAACUUGCAAAACGUAGUUAUACGCUUGAUUGCAGCGAUAUUCGACGAAUUCGAAUUUCGUGUUCGUAUAUUCGAUAGAAAAAUUCCUGAUCCGACGACGAAUGAUCGUUCCGUAAUUAACUUUCAGAAGCAAAAAACGAAAGAAUUUCCGUUACAGAACGAUAAUGAAAUACCAAUACUGGAAAAUCCUGUUGUUGUUUUAAUACCUAAAACAAUGAAUAAAAGGAAAUCAUUGUCAGCCAGUUGGUUAAUUGAGGAAAAAAAAAGUAAAAUUUUAAAUUAUUUUUUUAAACUCUUCAAAAAAUAA
Molecule: messenger RNA, 423 nt
Organism: Brugia pahangi
Lineage: Eukaryota; Metazoa; Nematoda; Chromadorea; Rhabditida; Onchocercidae
Source: the annotation of a GenBank genome assembly